AUGGAUCCACCAACGGACGAAGUUAUGUCGUUAGAUAUCGACCUUGCUCAAGUUGAAUCAAAUGAAGAAGUUGUUGUUACAACAUCUGAACUUAUAGGUCCAUUUUCAACUCGUAAAUACAGACUGAAAUCAGGUCAGAGUUUCUCAAUUGGAUCAAUGAAAGGCCCAAACUUUUGGCAUGUGACCGAAACUCUUGAUACAAAAAAUCUGGUAUCCGUUUCAUAUGUAUAUUUUGAUGGUGACGGGAAAGCCUUAAUACUCAUUUUAGAAUAUGCGAAUGGGACUAAACUCUAUUACAAUCGAUUUAGUAGAUAUAGUAGUAGAUGGGAACAGAUUAGUGACAUGACGGGGGAUGUGGAUCCAGAAAAGAUUAUGUUACCUAAACUUAAGGAAAUAUUUCGGAGCUUUUUCAGCUCUAAAGUUAAAAUAAGCGAAAAAAUCCUUCUAAGGAAAUCUUACACAUUCCGUCACGUAACAUUCUUGAUAUCAGAAAUACUUGAUUACUGUGAAGGGUAUGAUAGUUAUUGUUUCGAACCGGACACUGCACACUCUGUUUCAACAAUCUCACUUGAUAACACCAAAUUAAAAUUCCCCAAUGAUUUAUCUUUUGUAAAAAUAUUAUGUUUUUAUUACGCAAAUGAUGACCUUACCACUCCGUUACUAUUAGAAACGUUGGACUACAAAUUUGGGGGUGAAACACCUCUGUAUAACUAUUAUAAGCCAGAGCACAUGUACAGUAAGAAUUGGUUAACUGUUGAAUCUGGAGCAAAAUUAGAAAAUCCAAAGGCUGACUCUGAUCUCAAGAGAAUUCUAGACCAAAUACUGUUUGAAAAUCAUGAAAAAGAACUUGAAGUUAUUCUAAAAGUCAGUCCAAAGACUUAUCUUGAAACUAAAAUGACGAGGUUUGAAGGUGUUCCUUUCAUUGAACAUGGUAGUCUAAGUUAUGGUCACUUCUAUAGGUCAAUUUCACCUAAACUGAAUGACUCAUUUUUAGUUAAGAUUUUGUUAAUAAACGAAACUGUACAAAAAAUUGAUUUAAAAUCUAUUAGACUACAAUCAUUAUUUGUAUUUUUUACUGAAAAAAAUUUGAUGCCUGUUUUAAUUUGUAUCAAGAAGCAUACUCAUGGCAGCGGAAAUGGAAUGUAUGAAUGGUUUAAACAAAAAGAACUGAGUGGAACUGAAUGGGAAAGAUUAGAUUUUGAUGCGGAUCCUGUGAAAGACAGGGUAGAAAUAGAAAAUCAAAUUAAAAGCCUCCAUGAAACUAGCAUUUUUGGUCCUGAUACAGUAAAGAGUCCAUUAUUUUGGUUCACAGUCGUCUUAGGACUAGUGAUUGCUGUUAUCUUUGGAAUAUUAUUCAGCAGAAAGUUAGUUAACUUAAUGAGAAGGGCGGUUGUUUAUAUAAGAGGAUUAUUUGGUUAG
Messenger RNA from Theileria annulata, 1419 nucleotides. RefSeq lists its product as uncharacterized. The record is from RefSeq and is a predicted model, not a curated record. NCBI's taxonomy places the organism in Eukaryota, Apicomplexa, Aconoidasida, Piroplasmida, Theileriidae. The transcript has a single exon. The coding region runs from base 1 to 1419 and encodes 472 amino acids.